Molecule: messenger RNA, 1270 nt
Organism: Anthonomus grandis grandis
Lineage: Eukaryota; Metazoa; Arthropoda; Insecta; Coleoptera; Curculionidae
Exons: 7
Coding region: 210-1097 (295 amino acids)
Source: RefSeq, a predicted model, not a curated record
CGGUAGUUCGCGCGCGUAUUCGGUUUACUUUGUCGUCCUUUGCGCUCUUUUUUUACUCUUCUUUUGUUUUCUGUAUAAACAUUUGAAAAACAAUAAUUUUACCAUAGGAGCCUUUUGAAAGUAUGAUUUAGUGUUUUUUUUUUUUUUUAAUUGAAUAAUUAGUGGAUUGGUUUUUGAGUACUCAAGAUCUAAACCAGUAUAUAUAUAGGAUGGUUUCAAUGCAGCCGCAGUCCGGGGUGCCCCCUUCUACUUAUCGGUCAUUGAUUCUGGUGUUUCUGUUAGGAUUUUUAAUAUCGCCCACGUAUACGAAGGGAACCAGUCUACCACAAGGUCAACAGCCGAAGAGUAGACAAAAAAGGAUACUGUGGAUUACAGAGGACGGCAGGUUAGCCCUACCACCCGGUACGACAAUGACCGUAGGCCCGUCUCUAUCCAUGCCGUUUGUACGGUACCCCCCCAACGGAUUCUGGUCUAAUUUAACAGUUAGUUUACCAUUCACAAUUAUGUUCGACAGUUUGGGCUUAACGGACAACGAGAACCCUUACGGGGUCCUACCGCCCUUAUUGGCAAGAUCAAUGGGGAGGGCCGCCGGUGGCGCACUGGCCAAUUAUAUAGGGAAACUUCUGGACCGAAGAAGAGGAAAAAGAUCGGUGGUUUCUGACGAGGACAUCCGCCCACCGAAAUCGGAGGGGCACGUGCACGGGGGCGAACGCGCCCUAAUUUACUUGGCCCUCGAGGACUUUUUAGAGAACUUCGGUCUGGAGGGCAAAGCCUGCCUGUUGAGGGCCAUCUGCGAGGUCCACGCCCACAGUAUGCAGGGUUUCGGACUCAUUGGCGAAAUGCUCAAACUAUUUCUAAGUGCAAGUAAAUCUCCUUAUGCCCAUCUUAUGGAGGAGUACGUGGAGGCCGAAAGGGCGGGCAAAGGGGUGGACGGGGGCCCUGCCGAAUGUUGGCCCUACAUGAAGGACUGCCCUAAGUCACUGUUUACUUCGAAGCAUAGCAAGUAUAGUGAAACGUUCGAGGAUAAUGAAAUUGGUGCAGAAGAGGAGGUGGAGGAGUCAAAAGUGAUUUAUAACCCGGCCAUGCAUAACAUGUAAUAUAGUAUUAGUGUGGAGAAGUGAAAUAGUGAUACCAAAAAAACGUGAUGUGAUUUAUAUACUAAGUCAGUGGGUUUUAGGAGUAAAAUAUGAAAUCACCUGUUAGCUAAUAGUAUAUGGUAUGGUACGAGAAAUGACUUGCUCAACAUUUGUAAAUAAAUUAUUUAUUAUUA